GACGUGUAACUCCCUCGAGUAUCGCGUAGUUAGGUGACUAUAAUAUAAAACACGUCAGUUAUUGCUACGCCCUUUGCAACAUAUGUUUUCAUCACACAACCAUUGUUUGAGUAGUCAGCGCUGCCUGUCUUUGUGACUAGUAUUGCGGGGUUAACCUACCGGUGUCGUCAGACAAGAGGGGAGGGACUAUGGUGUUGCAAUCAUGGCCAGUUCAACAUCAUCAACUUGAAACUACUGUAACAGAGGGGGUGUUGGGUAUUUGAAGCCUCUACUUUACAUCAGACUCGGUGCAGUUAGACGGGCAGGUGAAGGGAGCACGUCUGAUCUGAUAUCCUCGUCGAAUUGCUCCUCGUUUAAUGCCUGUUUAGCUAGCUAUUUUAGAUCAGAGUGGUGUAAAUAUCUUAGACCAUCUUUACAGUAGCUAUUUGGAGCUCUGCUACAGCUACUACGGACAAAGCUGACUUCACGGUUGCCAGUUAGCUUCCAAUGUGCAACUAUAUCUGUUAACUAGGUAGGCUGGUAAAGCUAGCUAGGUAGCUAACGUUUUUUCUAACGUUAGCUGUUUGAACCAAAGUUUUUAUUUCAAACUUGGCAACAAAACAGAAGUGGAAUACCACACUUUCUUCUUGAAGCGAAAUACACAAAACAAGAAGCUAAAGUCAAGGAAUACCGAAAAGUGAGCUAUUUGCCAAUUCAGCGGGAAUACCGAACAAAGACGUCCCACGGAACAAAAACGAGAAUACCGGUGGCUAGCUAACUGACUGAAGCUAACUGUCUGCUGCCUGGGUGCAUGUCAAAGUGGACUGGUCAGCUGCUUCUUGCAUUUGACAAGAGAACUAACAUUGUCAAAGAAAUCAUUGAAUGAGCUCGAUUUUUGAAUUAUGGAUCAAUGAGUGAUACGUUACAUGCUUGCUGUCGCGGAGCGCUCGGUGACCAUUUAACCCGUUAGCGAACGGACCGUAUUUUUGUUCUCGUUGAGGCGAAAAGGAAUCCUAGCAAAUUGUGGUCGGAUCUAUCGUUAGCGUGCGAGUUAUCCUACUUAACGUUAGUGUUGCAGUCGUUAUUUUCCCACAUUAUUUAUCACCAUUACUCCCGAGUCCUCUCUUUUGAUUAACGUCUAUUUUUACAACGGAGAAGGAUGUGUUUCUACAACUGAUCGUUUUGGUUGAGACUGGAAUUGCCCCUGUUAGCCAGCAAGCUAACAUUAGCAACCAUUGUUCUGCUUUGCUGAAGAGUGGGUCCCUUUGUCUUCCACAAACGAGAUGAGCGUGAACCUGCAAACUGCCCCUCGCACGCUGCCCCUGCGACUGAAGCGCCUGGAAUUCGAGGACCCGCUCGAUACGGACACGCUGAAAUGCAAGCGACCGCGGCUCAGUCUGCCCCCCUCCCCGGGCCUGGCGCCAUGUCUCCGCCCACUGACCCAGAGCCCGAGCCCCGGAAGCGCGGAGCAGCACUGCGUAUCCCGCAUUGGACCGUACAUCCUCCUGGAGGCCACUGAGGGAACCCAGACGUACAGGGCUGUCCACAGCGUCACAGAGGCGGAGUUCUCCUGCAAGGUGUUUUCGGCGAAGAGGUACCAGGAGCUGAUGGGCCCUUACGCCCGCCUGCCGCCGCACGAGAACAUCAGCCGCGUGGCGGAGGUGGUGACGGGCGAGCGCAGCGUGUACGCCUUCUUCCCGCGCAGCCACGGCGACAUGCACUCGUACGUGCGCGGCUGCAAGCGGCUGCAGGAGGAGGAGGCCGCGCGGCUCUUCGGCCAGAUGGCGUCCGCCGUGGCGCACUGCCACGAGCACGGCGUCGUCCUGCGCGACCUCAAGCUGCGCAAGUUCGUCUUCACCGACCGCCAGAGGACGAAGCUGGUACUGCAGAACCUUGAGGACUCCUGCCUCCUGAAGGGGGAAGACGACUCCCUGUCUGACAAACAUGGAUGCCCGGCCUACGUGGGCCCAGAGAUCCUCAACUCCCGGCACUCGUACUCAGGGAAGGCGGCGGACGUGUGGAGCCUGGGCGUGGUCCUGUACACCAUGCUGGUGGGCCGGUACCCCUUCCAGGACGUCGAACCCGCCGCCCUCUUCAGCAAGAUCCGCCGGGGGGUGUUCACCGUCCCAGAAUCCCUUUCGCCGCGGGCCAAGUGCCUGGUGCGCUGCCUUCUGCGGAAGGCCCCCGCGGAAAGACUGGAGGCCGGGGAGGUCCUGCUGCACCCCUGGUUCGCCUGCCCCGUCCCCCCUUCCCCCGGCAACCACUUCAGCCCCAGGAACCACUCCGACCAGGUGGUGCCGGACUUCGGGAAGGGCGAAGAGGGGGAAUAUUUAUAGGCGGGGAGGAAAAGAGAACCCUCAGGACUUUGCUCCCAUCUCCCCUUGCGCAUCUCCCGUGUGUGGUGGGGCGUUUGAGGCGGUGUGCUUCAUGACACUGAAUCUUCAGGGACGGAGAGAGGAGAAAAUGAAAGGCGUCUGGACUGGAGUCGGUCUUGAGCGGUUCUUCUGCGAGAUGGAGUCGCGGGAGCGCAGGUGAAUGGCAAAACUUCACGAGCGCGUAGCUGGCCGCCGUUGAGCCGCGCCCGUUUCGCCCCGACCGCAGCCAGAUAUGACCGUUAUUUUCACCGCUUUUCCAAUGAAAAGGAUCUUAAGGAAGACGCGGACGACCGAUUGGCGACGAGGUCCAGAUGAAAGGAGACGGCGGGAAACGAAAAACGACCUUCGCGCCAAACGAUGGGCCCUCACGCCAUCUUCGUCCUGUGCCCUUUCUGUCGAGCAGUAUUCUCCCUUUGCAAAAAAUAACAUUAAUAAAAAGCUACAAAGAGACCAGUGUACAUGAGGGGAGGGUGAAGUGUGAUUGGGAAGAGGUUUAAAAACAGGCGUCAGGAUACCUCUUGACUUGAUUUAAUCCUGGAAUACUUGAUGCACAACAGUUUGUGCCUUUCUUUUGUACUGUCGUUUACAUCGUUUGCUGUGUAAACCUGGAUCCUGCCAUUCAAAGUGCCUUUACCCCCCCACCCCACUGGGAAAAUUUCUCAGUGAUCGUUCACUUCUCCUCAAGGAAAUUGGAACCAAAUAAAACGAGUGCUUUACCAAAGAGAGUGUGUAGCUUCCCUCAGUCUUCACUCUGUGUAUGGAUCCAGGUUAACCUAACUGAAUUUUCUGUUUGUCAUAAAAGUUAAAAAGGAGAGGCUUUUUUCUUUUUUUUUUCUUAACAUUGAAAGGAACUAUAAAUCUCAGACACAGGGCCUAGCUCUGGGUUUUUAUGAAGAACUUGUGAUGUGUCAUUGUACGCAUGUUGUCAUAGGUCCUAAAAAAGUUGCGCAAUGACGACAGACAACUUCUGCUUGACUUGCUUUCUGUCUGUAUGUAUGAUUAUGUACAGUGGGGGCAGGUUUGAACCAGAAGGAGACUAGAGAUUUACCGGCUCCCCCUGUCCUGUCUACAGGCAAAGAGGUAUUACGGUCUUGGACCUGAAGAAGCAGAACGAGGCAUUAAAAGUCAGGAGUGCAACCUGAGCACUUAGGAUGGCCCUAAGUCUAGGUUCUUUCUCUGAAAAAAAAAAAAAAAAAAAACUUUUGUGAAUUUUGUAAAUAGGUUUUUUAGACAGAGAAAAAUGCACACUACAGUUUCUUUGUUUGAGGGAGGGCGGGUGUUCUUUGUUUUGAAAUAAAUGUAUUUUUGUUGUUGUUGCCAAUAAUAAAAGCUGAAAAACAAA
This is a messenger RNA of Conger conger (European conger), 3696 nucleotides long. It is a transcript of the gene trib3, whose product is annotated as tribbles pseudokinase 3. Gene Ontology annotation, molecular function: ATP binding; protein kinase activity; mitogen-activated protein kinase kinase binding. Gene Ontology annotation, cellular component: nucleus. The record is from RefSeq and is a predicted model, not a curated record. NCBI's taxonomy places the organism in Eukaryota, Metazoa, Chordata, Actinopteri, Anguilliformes, Congridae. Gene Ontology annotation, biological process: positive regulation of proteasomal ubiquitin-dependent protein catabolic process; protein phosphorylation; regulation of MAP kinase activity. The transcript has 4 exons. Bases 1263 to 2315 code for a protein of 350 amino acids.